Physella acuta is the source of this 1935-nucleotide messenger RNA. Its product is annotated as kidney mitochondrial carrier protein 1-like. Gene Ontology annotation, biological process: transmembrane transport. NCBI's taxonomy places the organism in Eukaryota, Metazoa, Mollusca, Gastropoda, Physidae. The record is from RefSeq and is a predicted model, not a curated record.
AUCUCCGUGUGAUGACAUUUCGAUGUAUGACGUCGGUUUAUCUCAUCACGUGACAGUACCACAUGACAUGGAGUGACCAGCCAUUGAUCAGCUGACCACAACAACUUGACCACCAACAGGACAUUGGCCGGAGAUAGCUAAUUAAUUAAAGGCGUGACGCAACUUUCUUAUCAGCCUUGAUAUCAGCGCCAGGAGAUGCGCUGCUGACGCGAAUGACUUGAGUCAGUGUAAAAGUUGAAUUCUCUGAGUUAAACUGUUAGAGGCGUCAUGGAGAUCGCGUCGCAGAUAGCGGAAGAAGAGUCUCUGACUCACCCGGAUGUACCACAUGAGGCCAUAAGUGUGACUCCUCAAGUUCCCCUAACACAGAAUAUAGAAGAACAAACUGCCCAGUCCACCUCUAAGACUCAAACAGUUGCUCGUGGAAUGAAUGACUGGAGGCCUUUCAUUUAUGGCGGCCUGGCUUCCAUAACAGCAGAGUGUGGAACUUUCCCCAUAGACACAACAAAAACACGUCUACAAGUACAAGGUCAAGUCUUGGAUGCAUCACUUCGUGACAUUAAAUAUCGUGGCAUGUUCCAUGCUUUUGCUCGCAUUUUCAAAGAGGAAGGAAUACAUGCUUUAUACUCUGGGCUGGCACCUGCCUUGUUGAGACAAGCAACAUACGGCACCAUAAAGAUUGGAGUUUAUCAUUCACUGAAGAAAAUGAUUGUGACUGAUCCUGCUGAUGAAACACUGGCUGUGAAUGUUUUGUGUGGUGUUAUAGCUGGCAGUGUCUCAAGUUCUAUAGCAAACCCUACAGAUGUAUUGAAGGUUCGAAUGCAAGCUAAGGGAUCUAAUUCAACUGGUUAUGAUAACAUUGUGUGUUCAUUUAUUAAUAUAUACAAACAAGAAGGCUUAGCAGGAUUAUGGCGGGGUGUUGGUCCAACAGCACAGAGAGCUGCCAUUGUUGCUGGGGUUGAGCUGCCCGUUUACGAUGUGGUCAAGAAGCACAUCAUUCUCUCUGGGUACUUUGGUGACACAAAGGAGACACAUUUCAUUGCAAGCUUUUCUGCUGGUUUUGCUGGAGCUUUAGCUUCAAACCCUAUUGAUGUAUGCAAGACUCGCAUGAUGAACCAAAAAGUGAACAUAGUGACCACAGCACCAGCUGGGGCUGUCUCCACAUCACUUCCUCCAGCUAUUUACACCUCAACUAUGGACUGUCUUGUUCGGACUGUCAAAACUGAGGGGAUUACAGCACUGUAUAAAGGUUUCAUUCCAAACUGGCUGAGAUUAGGACCUUGGAACAUUAUAUUCUUCAUGACCUACGAACAGCUGAAACACCUCUACUGAGGAAAUAGGAUGGUGUGAGAAGUCUCGUUUGUGAUCUGGCAGUCUCUGAAUCUAACGCAGGAUCACCAUGAUGAAUGAUUUAUUGUGAUGUCACCAUUAUGUUGUCACCAUCAAUGUGAUGGUUGAUGUCACAGUGUCACCAUCUUCAUGGUUUAAGUAUUAAGAACAGAACUUGAAUCUUUUGACUGUAAGUUUAAGAAAUGGCUGGAGAAAGAAAUGGCUGAAGCUAACAAGAAAGCUAGAGAUGACAAGUUUCGAAUCUGAGACUAGGUAUGGAGGUAAUUAUGAUGGAUGCAUAAUAGAUGAUUUAGCUGGGUCUUACAUCUUGGUUGUGUCAGAGCAUAGUAAAAAUGUGGGGAAAAAGAACAGAGACUAACGCUGCCCUGUGAAAUAGAUUAUGUUGACACUAAGUUUGGAUGAGCAAAGAAUAAGUUUUGUUUUUGUCUUUCAUGCAAUGUACUUUAUUCUAUUUUACACACAUUCUUUUAGAAAUGUCGUCAAGAAAAUAUUGUAUUUUUAAAAAAUGUGAUUGACUACCCCAACAAGAGUUAAGAUGAUGUGUUUAAAACAUUGUACGAUUGAAUGGCUGACUUGUUAUAAGAUGUG